CAAUCAAGGAAAGUAUCGCAAUUAUAUUAUGCUUGACAAGUUGAAACUGACAAAGUAACAAACACAUCAACACCAUGACUACCACCAACGGCCCAUCCAAACUCGUCCCAGAACAGCUAUUUCACACUGUUCUCACCGUAAUCGACUACUCCCACGACGCCUCCGGCGCCAACCGCACGCUAUUCGUCCUCAAAACCCACGGCACCCUCGCCGCAGCAAAGAAAUACGCCAGCCACGCCCUAGAAGCCGUCAACUUCACAGCCGAGGACUUUGAAGUCUAUCGCAUCCGCGCCGACGAAGACCCAGCCAAGCCCUGGACCCACGGCGACGGUGUGCUGGUUUUCGCUCGCUCCUUUGAUGGGCAAGAGUUUCUCGUGGGAAUCGACACUACUCCAAACAACGAGGCUUUGACUGCAACCUCGGAUGGAGAGAUAGUGCUGCCCGAGGGCGCAAAGUUCCUGCACUACCUUUUGCAGAUUACGGUGGACUACAACGCCGAUCGCAGCGGCAGCUUGCAGACCACGGAAAUCGAAGGGACCUAUGUCCAUCGUGCGGAUGCGUGGACGGCUGCGCAUGUGUCUCUCGAUCCAGCAGAGUAUGCAGAGUUUGAUCGUCGGGGCGACGCACAAUUUGUUGAAGAAUGGCCCUUUGGCGAAGAUGUUGCGGUUCAUGCCGUUUCUGAGACUGGACAAAACUAUUUUAUUGCGGUGAAAAGGCCCCCCGAGCAGAAGCACGAGGUAAAGCCUCACUCGCUGAAAAAAUAGUCUUCAUGUCUAUUGCAUUUAUUUUGAGGAAGUAAGGACUUUGUCUACUGUAUACUGGCUAUGCUGUGACUUUCCGAUGUUGUUUUAAUCAAUUCAAAGCUGUACAUUACUGUCUCUAAAGAUUUGGGCUACAGAUCUAGUAACUAUAAUUAUAAC
Trichoderma harzianum CBS 226.95 is the source of this 920-nucleotide messenger RNA. RefSeq lists its product as hypothetical. The transcript has a single exon. Bases 75 to 764 code for a protein of 229 amino acids. The record is from RefSeq and is a predicted model, not a curated record. NCBI's taxonomy places the organism in Eukaryota, Fungi, Ascomycota, Sordariomycetes, Hypocreales, Hypocreaceae.